AGUUGACAGCAACUGCCACCACAGCUGAUUGAUAGAGACGCAUGGCCAUCGCCAGUAAAUAACAAUAACAUUCAUUUUUGUUGAAACACCAAAACAUUUAAAAUUAAAACAAACUCUUAGUGGAAACACUUAAAAUGAGCUCUGGUCUCUUGUUUCGCUGCAGAGUCGCCUUACAACGGCUCGAACAGUUCCUGCCUAGUUUGUUGGGUUUGCCGGGACGAUUUCCACCGCCAGGUUCCCUAGCCUUAAUCGGCAUCGAAGGUAGCCGAAGACCGAUUCCGACCGGCGACGCAGGUAAACCAUUCAGUUGGAAGGAUUUGAUUGGCGAUGGGAUCCUAUGGGCCGCCCCAAAGCACCGACGGACAGUCGAAAAGCGUCUGAAACGGAAGUAUGGUAGUCCGGACUACAAACUAAAAAUCUUACUUCCCAAGAAACAUUUACGAAUCUGCAGUACCUGUGGCGGUGAUCACGAGGUGGGAGUUUUGUGUCCAACUUGCUAUAAGAAAAUACGCCAGGAAACGGAACUGAUUCAGGAGAAGAUACAGACCCAACUGGGAUUGGAUCCAGUCGACAAGGAAGUUGUUGUGCUGUAUGACCGCGAACGGGAUGACCAGUCGGAAGAGUACUGGAUGGGCAAGCGAAUCGUUGAGAUGGAGAAAAGCCGCCCGGUUUGGUUUGGAAAGAAUCUGCUCCAGCGAAGUACCGAAGAACAGCAGCCAGCCGAGGUAAAACCGGACGUUGAGAAACUGGGAUAGGAUUGUUUAAUAAAUCGUUAAAAUAGUA
Molecule: messenger RNA, 783 nt
Organism: Topomyia yanbarensis
Lineage: Eukaryota; Metazoa; Arthropoda; Insecta; Diptera; Culicidae
Gene: mRpL32
Product: large ribosomal subunit protein bL32m
Exons: 2
Coding region: 135-755 (206 amino acids)
Biological process (GO): translation
Cellular component (GO): mitochondrial large ribosomal subunit
Molecular function (GO): structural constituent of ribosome
Source: RefSeq, a predicted model, not a curated record